AAUUGCUAUUUUUAUGUUGUUCUAAGCCGUGAUUUCAUAAUUGCAUCUGCAAGCUGUCCCCUUUCUGUGCGCGCCUGCCCCUCGGUGCGUCCAUGUGGAGCUCAGGCGGGGAGGAGAGGAUGCUGCUGUUGGGAGAGACAACCAGUUGCGCUCAGCCUGAGAGUGGAGUCUCCCCUCCUUCCAAGCACCGAGGGAUGAGCUUCCUCGACCUGUUGCCUCAUUUCGACUUGCAGUAAAGCUGCUCUUUUUUUUGUUGUUGCGCAGACUGGAAAGGAAGUAGUGGAUUUUUCUCUGAAGGUGGGAGGCUGAGGACAGUGCCAUGAGACGGACCAAUGUAUUCGUCUUUCAUUUACGUUGUGAAUAGCAGAAGGAAGAGUAGCGGAGUUGUUGGUUCCAGGAGCCACCUUCUCGGUCCGGAGGUGCGGUUUGCGGUGCUAUUUCUCUCCAGCUCCGUUUUUUUGAGGGAGGUGAACCAUGGUUGAACUUGAAAAGGAGGUGCUCCCGUUGCCCCCUCGGUACCGGUUCCGAGACCUGUUGCUCGGGGACUGGCAGACUGAUGACAGGGUGCAGGUGGAGUUCUAUGUGAAUGAGAACACUUUCAAGGAGCGUCUGAAGCUCUUCUUCAUCAAAAACCAAAGAUCCAGUCUGCGAGUGCGAAUGUUCAACUUUGCUCUGAAGGUGCUGAGCUGCCUCCUCUAUAUCGUCAGAGUCCUGCUUGACAACCCACAAGAGGACAGGCAGGACUGUGGCAACGGAGUCAACUGCACCAAGCAGAACACAUCAACCCGUCCCUGGAGUGAAUUUGACUGGAAACUCAUCAUCUGGGUUGACAGACCUCUACCGCUGUGGGCGCUGCAGGUGCUUGUGGCUUUCAUCAGCUUUUCAGAAACUAUGUUGCUCGUAUAUCUCAGCUACAAGGGAAACGUUUGGGAGCAAGUCCUACGUGUUCCAUUCAUUUUGGAGAUGAUCAGCACCGUUCCCUUCAUGAUCACUGUGAUUUUGCCCUCCUUGAGAAAUCUUUUCAUCCCUGUAUUUCUGAAUUGCUGGUUGGCCAAACAUGCUUUGGAGAACAUGAUAAACGAUCUCCACAGGGCGAUCCAGCGGACACACUCAGCCAUGUUUAAUCAGGUCGUGAUUCUGAUCAGCACACUCGUCUGUCUCAUGUUUACAUGCAUCUGCGGCAUCCAGCACCUGGAGCGAGCUGGAAACAACCUGACCCUCUUUGACUCGCUCUACUUCUGCGUGGUCACGUUCUCCACCGUGGGCUUUGGCGACGUCACGCCGCAGAUAUGGCCCUCACAGCUACUGGUGGUCAUCAUGAUCUUCGUGGCACUCAUCGUGCUUCCAAUCCAGUUUGAACAGCUGGCCUUUCUGUGGAUGGAGCGGCAGAAAUCCGGAGGCAACUACAGCCGCUACAGGGCGCAGACGGAGAAACACGUGGUGCUGUGUGUCAGCUGCCUCAAGAUUGACCUCCUCAUGGACUUCCUCAACGAGUUCUUUGCUCACCCUCGGCUUCAGGACUACUAUGUGGUAAUCCUUUGCCCUGCUGAGAUGGACGUCCAGGUUAGGAGGGUCCUUCAUGUUCCUCUUUGGGCUCUGAGAGUCAUCUACCUGCAGGGGUCUGCCCUCAAAGAUCAAGACCUUAUGAGGGCCAAGAUGGACGAUGCUGAGGCCUGCUUUAUCCUCAGUAACCGGUUUGAAGUGGACCGCAUUGCUGCUGACCAUCAAACCAUCCUCCGAGCCUGGGCAGUCAAAGACUUUGCUCCAAACUGCCCCCUGUACGUCCAGAUUCUGAAGCCGGAGAACAAGUUCCACGUCAAGUUUGCAGAUCAUGUGGUGUGCGAAGAGGAAUUUAAGUACGCCAUGCUGGCUUUAAACUGUGUAUGCCCUGGUACCUCCACUCUUAUUACUCUAUUGAUUCACUCCUCCAGAGGACAAACUACACCCCAAGAGGCCUUCAAGCAACGUGCCGGAGCUUUUCAAGCCCUUAACAGGGAUGGCAGCGCAGGUUCACCAGACCAGUGGCACCGAACGUAUAGACGCUGCUCAGCCAACGAGGUGCAUCACAUUCGUCUGGAAGAAAGUAAAUUCUUUGGAGAAUACCAAGGAAAGAGUUUCACUUUUGCAUCCUUUCAUGCACAUAAAAAGUUUGGGGUCUGUUUGAUUGCAGUGCGGAGACUGGACACCACAAACAUCCUGCUGAAUCCUGGACCGUGCCACAUCAUGGGGGCUUCUGACACAUGCUUCUACAUCAACAUAUCAAAAGAGGAGAACUCGGCAUUUGUCAGGGGUCAGAGGGAACCGUCCUGGGGAGGCACGGGAGGAAACUCAAGAGGAGUCCACCAAAGUAUCUACCAUGGACUCACCCGCCUGCCUGUGCACAGCAUCAUCGCCAGCAUGGGCACCGUUGCCAUUGACCUGCAGGACUCCAGUGACAGCAGCCCAGAGGGCCAGGACCCCGGAGGCACAAGCCUCGGCAGCGGCAGAGGGAGCAGAAGCAGCUCCAGGGUAGAGAUCGGGGGUGCAAACACCUUGGCUCUGCCCGUCAUGGGAGAUUCAGGGGACGAAAGACGACACAGCAUCGCGCCGGUCCUGGAGCUGGUAGACGGAGUCAACAACUCAACCUUUGACCUGCUGGGGGAGCAGUCGGAGGACGAAGGAGGAGAGGAAGGCAAGGAUGACGGCGAUAAAGAUGAAAGCGCCCACUGGUGGGGUCGACACUGCGAGUGGGUGAAGGGAUACCCGCUGAACUCUCCGUAUAUCGGCAGCUCACCUGCACUUUGCCAUCUUCUCCAAGAAAAAAUGCCUUUCUGCUGCCUGCGCAUGGAUAAGCCUUGUCCCCACAUCCCUUUUGAGGAUGCACGUUCCUACGGCUUCAAAAACAAAUUGAUCAUUGUUUCUGCGGAGAGCGCAGGAAAUGGUCUGUACAACUUCAUUGUGCCUCUUCGGGCUUACUACCGAACAAGGAAGGAGCUCAAACCCAUCGUGCUGCUGCUGGAGAGCAUACCUGAAGCUGAUUUUCUGGAAGCCAUCUGUUGGUUCCCAAUGGUCUUCUACACAGUGGGCUCCAUUGAAAAUCUGGACAGCCUUCUGCGAUGUGGAAUCACUUUUGCAGACACGAUGGUGGUGUUUGACAAAGAGAGCUCCAUGAUUGCAGAGGAGGACUACAUGGCUGACGCCAAAACGAUUGUUAACGUCCAGACACUGUUCAGACUGUUUCCAGCUCUUAGUAUCAUCACAGAGCUCACACAUCCUGCAAACAUGCGGUUCAUGCAGUUCAAAGUCAAAGAUCACUAUUCCUUGGCUUUGUCCAAACUGGAAAAGAAGGAAAGAGAGAAGGGCUCCAACCUGGUCUUUAUGUUCCGCCUGCCAUUUGCCGCCGGAAAGGUGUUCAGCGUUAGCAUGCUGGACACUCUCCUCUACCAGUCAUUUGUGAAGGACUACAUGAUCUCCAUCACCAGGCUGCUGCUGGGGUUAGACUCCAUGCCUGGCUCAGGCUUCCUCUGCGCCAUGAAGAUCACAGAGGACGACCUGUGGAUUCGCACCUACGGGAGGCUCUAUCAGAAACUAUGUUCCUCCACAGGAGACAUUCCUAUAGGCAUCUACCGGACAGAGGCCCACAAGCUUCCAGUGUCUGAGUCCCAGGUAUCCAUCACUGUUGAAGACUACGAGGACACCAGAGAACCCAGAGAGCCCCUCCUGUCCCGCACCGGCGCUCACCGUAACUCCACCUCCUCAGAGCCCGUCUCCACCUCCUCCCACUCCUCGGACCACCCGCUGCUCCGGAGGAAGAGCAUGCAGUGGGCGAGACGGCUGAGCAGGAAGGGGGGCCGGGGAUCGAGUGGAGCCAAAGGUGGCCCGGGCAGCGCGGCGGAGCGGAUCAGCCAGCAGAGGCUGAAUCUGUUCAGGCGCUCAGAACGACAGGAGCUCAAUUCACUGGUGCGAACGAGGAUGAAACAUUUGGGCCUUUCUCCAACUGGGUUUAAUGGGAUGACAGACCAAGGCAACAGGCUGUCGUACAUCCUCAUCAACCCCUCUCCAGACACCAGGCUCGACCUGCACGACGUUGUGUACCUGAUAAGACCAGACCCCCUCUCCCUGGUGCCCAAUCAAGGAAGCAGCAGGAAGUGCAGUGCUGGACUAUCAGAGAGCCACAGGUUUGAUACGCAGGAUAGCACCCACCUGUGAAGGAGAAAAGACUAAACUCAGAACACUGCCAGGAAGAAAGGGACCAGCAUCAAUACAGUCACGAAGGAGAAAUCCACAGCGAAAAGAAAAGAGAAGGCUCAGAACCUCUGUGUUUUCAGAAUCAGAGUUUUCUGUGCUGGGCACACAUGGACCUUUUCUACACUGACUGGAAAAUGUUAUUUAUGCACCUUCCUUUUUUUUCAGCUGAGAACUGCGGACACAGAAGUGCAUUUAAUGAAAAGCUACAUGUACUUAUAUCUGUUGCUGUGCAUGUUAGUACUGCAUCAUGUACUGUAUCCACAGAGAGCAUGUGCAGGGCCAAAGGUAUUCACAUCCCCUUGAAGUUUUUCUCAAUCUGCCUCAUUACGACCACAAACAUCAACGCAGCUUACUGAGGAAAUGAGUUUAGCAGUAGAGCUCAGAUCACUACACUCCCAUACCCCAAAAUAAAUCUCAAAGUUUAAAAGUGUGUAAUUCAGUCCCUGUAUUAAUGAGGCAGCUGCGUAAAAGACCCUUAGCUCAUUUGGGAAACAUCAGAGAAUAAACACCAAAACAUGUGAUGACCAAGGAGCACAGCAGAAAGAAGAUAAGAUAGAUCAAAUUUUGAAUAACUUUGAAGGAGUUAGAUUAUUAAACAAUACUCUAAUUUUCCAACAUAUCAGCACUGAUCAGUCUAUGAUCUGACAGACGUGAGAAUGUGGCGUAAUCGCAGGGAAGACUGCUAAAUGCACAAGGUAACUUUGGAAGAGCUGCAGGAGUCAACAACUCAGGUGGGAAAACCGUUUGGAUAGACAACUAUUAGUCCUGCUCUCUGCAAAUCUGGUAUUUAUCGACUAGGGGGAAGAAAGACAUGAUUGUUACAAGAAAACAGUAAGAAGCCUUUUUUAUAGUUCUCCACAAGUCAUGUAGAAAUCCCAGCAAACCUGUGGAAAAAGGUGUUCUAUUCAAAUGACACCCCAAGCUGAACGUUUUGGCUCACAGCGUACAAAUGCAAACACAGAUCACCUUGAACUUUCAGUAUCUCUAUCUGAAACAUGAUGGGAACAGUAUUAUGCUGUGGAGAUGAUUUCCUUAACAGAAACAUGAAGGUGUCAGAGUUAAAGAGAAGAAGGAUGGAGCUAAAAAGAGGACAGUCUAUGAAGGAAAUUUGCUGGAGACUUGGGUAGAGAUUACAAAAGGACAAAUCGGUGAAAAGUUUUACAACUGGUUUCACAAAUGGGCAAAAUUACAAAUGAAUGUCACACUUUUUACAUUUGCAUUUGCAAAAUAUCUUCCAUUCUACGUACCUCGUUCCUUUAAAUGUAUAAUUAUCACAUAAAAGCUCAAUAAAAUAAGAAAUUUGUGGUUGUAAUUUGAGAAAGUCUGGAGGUGUUUAAGGGUUGUGAAUUCCUUUGCAAGGCACUGGGCAUACAGUGGCAUGCAAAAGUUCGGGCACAUAUACUUAAUGUUUCAGUUUCUCUUAAUAAUUAAGUGAGUCAAAAGUGAGUCUUGGGAUCCAGUGUCCAUAUUUUAAGAGCAGAUGAUGGAAAUUUAAAAUCGUUCAAUUUUCUGGCCUUUAAAAAUAAGAUAAGCAAUUUCCGUAAAGCAGAAAUAUAUCAUUGGGAUAGCAUGAACUGUGGUACUCAGGUUGUUUUUCCUCCCCUCAACAGAUUACUAAUUGAAGUGACCAGAAUUGUGUGUGCCAUAUGUAUAGUGUGUCUAAGCAUGUGAAUGGAUAUGUACAUGUAGUCACAAAGCCUGAGCGAGACACUGCCAAUUUUAUGUGGACUGCCAAAGGAAUCUGUUGCCAAAUGAGCAUCAAGGAAAUGUGUGUGGUGUCCUUUAAGGUGUUUUGUCUUCUUCUGUGUCUUUUAGCAUUUUUCAUCAAAGCCAACACCCCUCUGAUUCAUAUUUUUGUUUCUACGCUCACCAGCAGCGAAAGGAUCCAAAGAGCUCCAGUCUCAGUUAUGGACACGUUUAGACUCCAAGCUUUACAUCGUCACUGUCGGGCAGUCGUGUUACUCUCCGGAGCAUUUCUUUGCUUACGUGAGCUCUCUUGCAACAAGUCUGACCUGAAGUCAUUUAAUUUCCACUUUUAUUCCUUAAAUCCUCCACUUUCCAGCCGUCCUGCCACCAGCUUAUUUUUGUUGAUGUGUAAUGAACGGACAAAACAGUUUGGACAUAAUACACUGUAAUAUAAAAGCACUUAUGCCAACAGCUCUGCAGUACACACCUCUUUUUGAAAAGCUUUUCAUGUAUAUUGGAGACCAUUUCAAAGGGGUGUUUAUUCAGCUUUCAGUUUAGAACGAUGAAUGAAAAUAAAGUUUAAAUGUAUUUAUUGCUAUGAAUUUUCACUUAUAUUAAAUAUUAAUUUUUUAAUUUAGAUUUUUUUUAAUGUUAGAGGUGGGUUUCAGUCAAAAAGCCCUCAUAUUUCUCUAAAAAAUGAAAACAAACUAUUCACAUCCAUUAAUUCAUAGCCUGUCAGACCAAAUCAAUCUGUUUUAUCAAAGUAAAUCAUUUGGAAAGCUGUUUUGUUAUCAAAGGCAUUUGAGGAAAAGUCUAAAUGAGACUAUUCACACAGCAAUGGAGGAACUCACACUGACAUUGUCAAAACAACAACUGUAGAUUCACUGCAAUCAUAGCAGAAAAAAUAUGUACAUAUUAAAAUCACGUAUUACUUGU
Messenger RNA from Xiphophorus couchianus (Monterrey platyfish), 6849 nucleotides. RefSeq names its product potassium sodium-activated channel subfamily T member 2b (gene kcnt2b). The record is from RefSeq and is a predicted model, not a curated record. Gene Ontology annotation, biological process: potassium ion transmembrane transport. Gene Ontology annotation, cellular component: plasma membrane. The coding region runs from base 475 to 4188 and encodes 1237 amino acids. NCBI's taxonomy places the organism in Eukaryota, Metazoa, Chordata, Actinopteri, Cyprinodontiformes, Poeciliidae. The transcript has 30 exons. Gene Ontology annotation, molecular function: outward rectifier potassium channel activity; intracellular sodium-activated potassium channel activity.